Messenger RNA from Delphinapterus leucas (beluga whale), 6018 nucleotides. It is a transcript of the gene TTC6, whose product is annotated as tetratricopeptide repeat domain 6. Gene Ontology annotation, molecular function: protein binding. Lineage: Eukaryota; Metazoa; Chordata; Mammalia; Artiodactyla; Monodontidae. The record is from RefSeq and is a predicted model, not a curated record.
UUUACUGUUAUUUCACAGGACAAAUUAGUCCAGAUGUCCACGAUUUCUAAGCACUUUGGACUGAAAUACAAAGAAGAAUCGUACAUCUUUAAAGAGCUUGAGAAAGUUCGCAAGGAGACUAAAAAGGAAUUUCUCCGAUUCAAGGAGAAGUUGGCCUCCAAGCCGGCUGUGGGUGAAGUCCCUGUUUUCGGCCUCCGGGUCCCCGGUCCGGCCCGGCAUGGGGGGAAGUGGAGCGUUUCCCGCGCCAGACCCCAAAAGCCACCAGGCUCCCCUCGGGCCAAAGGCCGUGCGCCCCUCGCUGCGGCCCUCCCGCAGCCGGCGCCCCGAGGCGCAGCGCGGACCCCGGGCCCGAGCGAGGCGGCCGCUUCCGGGAAAACCCGGCCCUUCUGCCCCCAGGACUUCUACUUGCGGAGCUCCGCGUUCCUCCGGCACCGGCCCCAGAAGAAGCCGCCGGUCAUCGCCUCCAGGGCGGGCACGUCCAGACCCGUGGUCCUGAUGCCGCCACCUGCGCCCAGGGGGAAGGUCCGGGCGCACCAGGGCGCCAGGAGCCCACGGCCCGCGGGCUCCAAGCCGGUCCUCGACCCGGCCGGGGGCCGCGACGCGAGCCAGGAGCCGGCUCGGCUCGCGGAGGCCCGCAAGGCCAGAGAGAAGAAGGGCGGCUCCCUGUCCGGAGACGAGGGAGAGUCGGAGGCGGCCGGCCGGCGGAGUGAAGUGAGGAUUCACACCCGCUUCCUGCGCGAGGGCUCGCGCGGCGAGUCGCGGGAAGCCCCCGUGUCGGUUUCCAAAACCGACCGCGAGAGCAAUCCGCCGAGUGACGCGCGGGAGGCCGCACCGCAGGCCCCGCAGCCCGUGCGAGCGCUCCCGGCAUCCAUCGAGAUCAUCGCCUCGCUUCAGUCCGAGGCCCAGCUGGCCUCCGACCCGAGCAUCAAAGAGCUCAUCCAAAGCGUCCUCGGCCAGAACUACGACAUUAAAAUGGAAGAUAUUUCUUUAAUGGGAAAAGUGUACUGGCCAAAAACACCGCAAGUGCAAGCAGAGCAAGGACUGCAGAUAAGUAUUAAGGAACCUCAAAUGAAUGUGCUUGAGAAGCUUCCUGAAGCUGUAUCAAGUACUUUCCAGAUUGAACAAGAGGACGUAUCGGAACGGGGAGUCUCAGAUGCAGAAAGCAUAUUAUUUAAGCCUCAGGAAACUUUGGAAAUUCAGUCAGCAGAUGAAUCAAGUAAACCUUUGGAAGGUGAACAGCCCACUGGUGAUUCAAAAACAACCAAGCAGCUGUCUUUAAAGGUGAAAUCAUCAGAAUUGUUGCAAAUCAAAGGAAAAGAAGUUAAGCGAAGGCGGAAAAGUAAAUUAGGAAUUACACAACAGAGACAAAGAAAGGUUUCAAAGCCCCUGUGUGAUCAAAACCUACCUAAAAAAAAAAUUCCACGAGACUACUCCACUCGGACCCUUCACGAUCUGUGCGCCACUAUCCCAGCCCAAGAGCUGCCCGUUGACUUGCGCCUGGCUUCUCGAGUGUAUCAUACAGCCGACAAGAAAGGCCACAAUACUGUACUUGGAGUAUGUGGAACCUCUUUCUUAGAUGAUCGCUAUACAGAUGAAGAGCAAAGAGAUAGAAUACUGCAAGGAAUUCCUGUUAUGGGUGACAAUCAAGAAUAUGUUGCCGUCCUUCCAACAAGACCAGGGAUACCACCUGAAUUGGCACCAGGAACUGGACGGAGUGCUCACAAACCACACCUACAACUCUCGGGAGAGGAAGUGUCUGCUUAUCCAGGAUUUACCAAGUUGUUUUGGAAUCUGACUUCACCCAAAUUCUCUGUUCCAGUAUCUGUCAUAAAGGAAACCGUAUAUCCAAAAUAUGAGAGUGUGCAAGCAAGCAGAAUUUUAUUUGAGAAAUUUACAUCUGAAAGCAAGGAAAGUGUCAUUACUUUAAAUCAACAUAGGAGAAGUUCUAGGAUGUUUUUCCUAAGAAAAUCAGCCUCAUUUGAAAAUAUCCAAAAAUGUUUCAGCAUGCAAUCUCCACAAUUAAAGAGAGUAAAAUCUGCAGUUGAGUUGAAGAAGGAGACCAUAACUCCAUUAGAGAUUAAGGAUGACAUGCAAAGCAAUAUGAAAGAGGUGAUGUUUCGGAAAACAAAGGAGUUGGAGCACUGGAUGGCUGAGCAAAAUGAAACUGAGGAACCCGUCUCUGUGAAAGAAAAUAUAGAUACUAUCUUAGACAACACGCAGGGCAGAUACAGUUCGAGAGGCCUGUCUCUCUCUCUCAUUGAAGCAUCUAGACAAGCUGGCAUCACUUACAUUGUUUAUCCCAAGAAAAAGAAGAUGAAACUGAAGAAAGGAUUAAGACUCAGUAAACUUACACUUGUGUAUGAUGAGUUAUCCAAGCCUCCAAAAAUUCUUAAAAGAUCAGAGUCUCACGGAAUCCUUCCUGGACAGAAGAAAUUUUUGCUCAAAGUUCCAUUAUAUGAACGUCUAUUACGGUGUCCCAGUCUACCUUUGUGUUUAAAUUUUGACAAAUUUGCCCAAAGUAAAGGAAGAAUUCCAGAAAAUAGUGGUCCUCAAACGUGGGCUCUUGACAUGUUCUCUAAGCCUAAACAAAAGAAGACAACCCCAAGAGAGAAAGUUGUUAAAAUAUCUGUUCAUGAAGACUCGUCUGAAAGAGUGAAAAAAACACCAAAAAUAGAAUUGAGUGAUUCUUUGGAGUCUCGUCUUCCUCCAGCGGUCAUUAGACAUUAUGAAUCCGAAGUGGAGAUCUUGACUGAAGAAAUAAAUAGUAAGAAGAAAUAUCCUGCAUUUUUAUAUUGUAGGCGUGGAGCUCUUUAUAGGAAACUGGGAAAGCUCCAGAGUGCCAUGAAUGAUCUACAGGAAGCUAUACUCUUGGAGCCAUUGUUUCUCAAUGCCUAUUGGCACCGACAUUUCAUUUAUCUUUUCCAAGGCAGAAUUAAUGAAGCUUUGGAUGACUUGAAUUAUAUAAAUAAAUAUAAUAAAAAUAAUGCAGAGGCAUAUAUUUCAAGGGCAGAAAUUUUCAGAGGAAAAAAAGACAGUACUUUGGCAAUUCUAAAUUAUACUCAAGCAAUUAAGUGCAAGCCCAUGGAUGCUGAUAUAUAUUUCAGGAGGGGUGAGAUGUACGAAAUAGAAAACAAAGUACUGGCCAUUGAUGACUUUACUAAAUGUAUCUUUUAUGAUCCCAGAAGAACAGAUGCAUUAUUUAAACGUGGGAUGUUCUACUAUGAAAAUGAAGACUGGAUUGCAGCUGAAGAGGAUUUUACAGCCUUGUUAAAUAUAGACCCCCAAAAUUCUCAAGCAAGGACUUACCGAGGGAGAGUAUAUUUUAAACGGCACUUUUAUAAGCAAGCAACUCAAGAUCUUUCUACUGCAAUUCACUUAGAUCCUAAUAACUGGUUAGCAUUGUAUUACAGAGCCUGCUUAUUUAGGAAGAGUAACCCUCUUAGAGCACUGCAGGAUUAUAGUGUUUCAGCUCUCAUAAAUGACGGCUGUGAGAAUCUUAGCUGCUUCCUGCAUCGUGGCGUACUCUACGCGGAUCUAAAACUUUGGUUGCUGGCAGUUUGUGACUUUGAAGCUGUUAUUUCUCUAGAAAGAACCAUUAUUUUGGCUUAUAUAAAUAUUGGCCUCAUAUAUCUACUACACCUGGAUAACUACAUUGAAGCCACUCGGUAUUUUUCUGAGGCUAUUAGACUUGACCCUAUGUAUAUUCAAAGCUAUAUUUGUCGAGCAGAAGCCUAUCAUAAGUUGCACAAAUUGAAAAAGGCAGUAAGAGAGUUAUCUCGUGCUAUCCACCUUCAGCCAGAUGGAAUCCAAUUAUAUAUAAUAAGAGGACAAUAUCUUCUUAGGAUGAAGUGCUAUGAUCUUGCAAAGUUCACUAUUUACCAAGUAGCAGAAAUGACCAAAGGUCUAAUUGAGUUGAGUCCUAUACAGCAAGCACUCAUUUAUUCAUUUUGUGAGAAACAUGACAAGGCCAUUCAGGUCUUAGAUGGGAUCACUUUGAAUAAGCCUGAGGUCACCAUGUAUGCUCUAUUAGCAAAAGCUCAAAUGAAGGCCAAGAGGAACAAGGAAGCCAUGAGAAUGUUUAAAAAGACGUUGGAUACCUUUUCUCAUUCUGAUAAAGGACGAAAUGCCGUAGCAGCUUCAUCAGACUGUCUGUAUCACUUGGGUCUUUGUUACAUGGAGGAAGGCAACUUACAACUGGCUUUUGAUUCUUUUACAAAAGCUGUGAAAGCAGAUCCUGAUUUUGCAGAAGGCUUUUAUCAACGUGGGCUUUGUAAAGUAAAACUCCACAAGGAUAGUUCAAUCCUGGAUUUUAAUCGUGCAAUUACCCUUGAUCCAAAACAUUACCAGGCAUAUUUAAGUCGAGUAGCCUACUAUGGUUUGAAAGGCAGAUACUCCAAAGCAAUCUUGAGUUGUAAUGAGGCCAUCAAAAUUUAUCCUCAGAGUGUGCGUGCCUACGUCUACAGAGGAGUUCUGAAAUACUACAACAAGACUUACAAACUAGCGAUUACAGAUUUAACUACAGCUAUCAACAUGGAUAAAAACAGUUAUAUAGCAUUUUAUAACAGAGCAUUAUGUUACACCAAGAUAAAUGAACUUCAAAUGGCAUUAACAGAUUAUGGAAUUGUGCUUCUCCUUGAUGCUGGAGAAACUGUGAUGUUAAACGCCUUUAUUAAUCGUGGACUCGUCUACACAGAACUAGAGCAGUUCAGUUUUGCAUUAGAGGAUUUUAAACAAGCUGCACUGAUAAGCAAGACUAAUGCGAGCCUUUGUCAAGCUACUGCCAUGUGCUAUCACAGAAAUAAAGAGUUUGAAGAAGCUGUCAAUUUCUUUACCUGGGCUGUGAAAAUUGAUCCCUGUUUUCUGGAUGCUUACAUCGGACGGGGAAAUUCUUACAUGGAAUAUGGACAUGAUGAGGCCAUCAAACAAGCACAGAAGGACUUUCUGAAAGCACUGCAUUUUAAUCCAGUCUAUACAAAAGCCAGAAUUUGUUUAGGCUAUAAUUUGCAGGCCCAAGGAAAAUUCCAGAAAGCUUGGAACCACUUUACCAUUGCCAUAGAAGUUGACCCGAAGAGCUACCUAGCCUAUGAAGGAAGAGCUGUGGUCUCUCUUCAGAUGGGUGAUAAUUUUGCUGCAAUUCAGGAUAUAAAUGCUGCCAUAAAGAUCAAUACUAGAGCAGAAUUCUUAACAAAUCGUGGUGUGAUUCAUGAGUUUAUGGGUCAACAACAGAAUGCAAUGAGAGACUAUCAAGCAGCAAUUUCUCUAAACCCCACGUACUCGCUGGCUUACUUUAAUGCAGGAAAUAUCUAUUUUCACCACAGACAGUUUUCCCAGGCUAUUGACUACUUCUCAAAGGCUUUAAAGUUUGAUCCAGAAAAUGAAUGUGCUACCAUGAAUCGAGCUAUUGCAAAUACAGUAUUAAAGAGAUAUGAAGAAGCAAAAGAAGACUUUGCACGUGUAGUUGAAAGCUGUCCAUUUUGGGCUGCAGUAUAUUUUAACAGAGCAUACUUCUACUGUUGUUUAAAGCAAUAUGAACUAGCUGAAGAAGACCUAAGUAAAGCUCUUUCUUUGAAACCUAAUGAUGCUCUAGUAUAUAAUCUUAGAGCAGAAGUUCGUGGUAAAAUAGGUCUGAUUGAUGAAGCUGUGGCUGACUAUAACCAAGCAUUAUCUUCAAGAACAUGCCUCAGUGGUAUGACUACAUAGACCAUGGAUUCUGUAGUAGUUUACACAGCUGUUCUUCCAUAAAUUGAAAAGUAUUUGUUGCUUUAAAAAAAGUUUGCACUAUCUUCAUUGUUUUGUGCUUUAUGUUUAGUCUUUUAUAUAAUUCUUUAAUGCAUUUUAGCAACACCUUUUUGUUAUAUAUUAAUUAUAAAACUUUCAGAUCAUUUUCUGCAGAUUUGGAACAACUCAAUAAUUCAGUUUCUUCACAAGGUGUAGAAUUUAAAUGAGAAUGUUUCUCAAGGGACAUAUUAACACAAAAUAUUUUCUUUAAAGUAAAAUAAUUCCUUUUAAAAUAAUACU